Molecule: messenger RNA, 285 nt
Organism: Jaculus jaculus (lesser Egyptian jerboa)
Lineage: Eukaryota; Metazoa; Chordata; Mammalia; Rodentia; Dipodidae
Gene: Defb128
Product: defensin beta 128
Exons: 2
Coding region: 1-285 (94 amino acids)
Biological process (GO): innate immune response
Cellular component (GO): extracellular region
Source: RefSeq, a predicted model, not a curated record
AUGAAGCUCUUUCUGGGUGUCAUUGUUUUGCUGUCUGUGGUACUCACAGAUGGUGCAAAACCCCCCAAAUGCUUCAACAAUAUAGAAGGCUACUGCAGGAAGAAAUGCAACCUCGGGGAGAUAUCUGAAGUGAGUUGUCUGCAUGAUAAAUUAUGUUGUGUUAAUUAUGAGAGAAACAAGAUGAAAAUCCAGCAACUCCAGAAGCCAGUUCAAAUUGAGAAGAGUGAAGAAGUUCAGGACUACAUUGUCCUACCGACCAUCCCAUAUGAAACAGAAAGCAUGUGA